AUGGCUGAUCUGCUUCACAAGAGUCUGCGAGCUAUGAAACUUGAUGAAGAAGAACCAUUGACUCUUCCUGACAGCCCCCGAUUUAGAGUUUAUGAUGAGAACUCACUGAGUAUCCUGGGUCGCCUGCUUAAUCCUGACUGUCAAUCAAUGUCCAGGAUGAUUGACUACAUGCCCACAGCCUGGCGUGUAUAUGAUAGGGUUCGAGGGAUUGCUCUGUCCAGGGACCGAUUCCAGUUCGUGUUCCAGAGAGAGGAAGAUCUCGAAACGGUGCUUAAAGAUCGCCCUUGGUCGUACAACCAUUGGGCUAUGGUCCUUGAACGCUGGACUGACAGUCCAUCUGAAGAUUUCCUUCAGUCGAUGAAUCUCUGGAUUCGCAUACGCCAUAUCCCGGCGGUUUUCUUCAAAAUUGACAUUAUGUAUAAACUUGCGUCUGAAGUAGGCAAGGUUGUUGAGAUAGCAUACGACCCGAAAGUGUCGCACACGAAAGAAUACAUCAGAGCUCUGAUCUCUUUCAACACGGAGAACCCAGCCAAGGCGUCUAGAAGACUCAACCUACCUAAAGGUGGCUCUGUGGCGAUCGAGUUUGAGUAUGAAAAGAUCCAUAAAAGAUGUUUUCACUGUCUGAGGUUGACUCAUGAAAAGAUUCGUUGUCCAAUGCUGAAAAAGGAUGUGCGGUCUUCUAAGGUGAUGAAUAAUGCUCGUGAGGAAGCACGACCUAGCUCUCAACCUGAUAAGCAUACUGGGAUGCCUGUUCCUGGCUCAGAGCUUGAACCCCCGGGUUUUCCAGCCAUGUUCCCUGAGCUCUCGGAGCAGGAUAGACGCAGUGCAAUGGUCUAUGUAUCUCACACUGAUGAAACAAAGCGUAAUGCUCGGAUCCAACGUGUUCGUCAAGCGAUCACAGAUGCUGCCAAUGCUCCUCCGGUAUUCUUAACUAAGAUCACACCAGACCUUGACAAGGGAAAAGGGCAUGUUUUUGACUACCCGGACAUCAGCUCACGCCUCCAAUGGCCUGCUCCUAAAAAGCUACAGCUUUCAACAUCUGCUCCACUAGCUCUCCUGGGGAAUGAGAGUGAAACAGAGUCUUCCAAUGUGUCUCUUCCUGCUCUGCUUCCUCCCUUUGAUAUCACUACGGGUUUUCAGUUAGGGACAUCCUCUAAGGAUCCUACUGCCGGUGAUGGUAAGAGUGGUAAGAGAGCUAGGCGUCGUCCACCCUCUUGGAAGAGAAAGAUGCAAGUUCGAACUGCUGGGACCUCAAACAAUUCAACUCAAAAUGAAGGAAACAACAGAGAGAAUGGAACUAAAAGGAAGUCAGACUUGUCUGCGCCUUCCACAUCAGAAAGAUCUACCAAAAAACAAGAAAUUUCGGUGGCUUCCGGUUUGAAGCCGCUGCCAUCCCAAUGA
This is a messenger RNA of Brassica rapa (field mustard), 1401 nucleotides long. RefSeq lists its product as uncharacterized. The record is from RefSeq and is a predicted model, not a curated record. NCBI's taxonomy places the organism in Eukaryota, Viridiplantae, Streptophyta, Magnoliopsida, Brassicales, Brassicaceae.